AACAGAUAACUGUUGGGCCAGCCCAAAUUAGAUAUUAACCUAGGGUUUUUCUACAAAUAAAUUAGGGUUCCGGCUAACGAGGAUCCAGUGGCUGGAAGUCUGAGAGAGAAAGGUCACUCCGCCGCGUUAGGUAAAAAAUGAAGCACAACAAUGUUAUCCCUAGCGGUCACUUCAGGAAGCACUGGCAGAACUAUGUCAGGACCUGGUUCAACCAACCUGCCCGGAAAACUCGAAGAAGAAAUGCUCGUCAGGAGAAAGCUGUUAAGAACUUUCCCCGCCCAACUGCUGGACCACUCCGUCCCAUUGUUCAUGGGCAGACAUUGAAGUACAACAUGAAAGUGAGGGCUGGUAGGGGCUUUUCUCUUGAGGAGUUGAAGGCUGCAGGUAUUCCCAAGAAACUAGCACGGACAAUUGGAAUAGCAGUUGACCAUCGCCGCAGGAAUCGCUCUCUUGAAAGUCUACAAGCUAAUGUGCAAAGGCUGAAGACAUACAAGGCCAAGGUGGUCGUCUUCCCAAGACGUGCUCGCAAAUUUAAGGCUGGUGACUCUACCCCGGAGGAGCUCGCAAAUGCCACCCAAGUCCAAGGACAAUACCUACCUAUUGGGCGUGAGAAGGCAUCAGUUGAGCUUGUGAAGGUCACCGAGGACAUGAAAUCGUUUAAGGCAUAUGACAAGCUACGUGUUGAGAGGAUGAAUGCACGACAUGUCGGAGCUAGAUUGAAGAAGGCUGCAGAGGCCGAGAAGGAAGAUAAGAAGUAGAUUGCCAGAACAACUGCUUAGAGGUGGUUUUAUUUUCCGAAUUUUGGUAUUUAUUUUUACAACAUUUUGGAUUUUACAUAUCUUCUGGACUUAAUUUGGUAGAUGAAAGUUAUGAGUUCAUGGAUUCAAGGGUUAUUGACCUUUACUUUUGGUGUUGUAGUAUCGUCACUUCGUUGUGGUUUAUUGCAUCGAAAAUAGCUGUUUGCGAUCUU
Messenger RNA from Benincasa hispida (wax gourd), 970 nucleotides. RefSeq names its product large ribosomal subunit protein eL13x. The record is from RefSeq and is a predicted model, not a curated record. Gene Ontology annotation, cellular component: cytosolic large ribosomal subunit; ribosome. Gene Ontology annotation, biological process: translation. Gene Ontology annotation, molecular function: RNA binding; structural constituent of ribosome. Lineage: Eukaryota; Viridiplantae; Streptophyta; Magnoliopsida; Cucurbitales; Cucurbitaceae.